Messenger RNA from Cladocopium goreaui, 2734 nucleotides. The record is from the annotation of a GenBank genome assembly. Lineage: Eukaryota; Dinophyceae; Suessiales; Symbiodiniaceae.
GAGCGCUUUUUGCUGACUGCGCCGGUUUUUCUGCUGCGUUGAGUGUGUUGAGACGUUGAGGAUUUCCUCCGUGCAGAGCCACCCAUGACGGGUUUUGGGGCAGACCCUUGGUAUGCGAUGCAGCUUCCGUAUCAGUGGGACUUUAAGGAUCCCUUCGAGGACUUAAGGGCUGCCAUUGAGACGUUGCGCGGCAAGAUUCACGGCAUCGAUGCCAGAGAGUUGCAACAGAAAGAUAGCUGGGUAAAGAUUGUGAAGGAUUGUGAAAAGCCGUUGAAAUCGGCCGUCGCGCGCUGCCUGGACUGGUGGCGCAUGCAUUUUGGUGGCGAGUUCCCGGUGUACAUUACGAAGUUCAGCGGAUGGAAGAAAUUCGCCAAAGACAUCGGAAAGGAAGAGACGCGGGAACUCUUUGGCAUGUCUCAGAGACCAUUCUUUCAGAGGGUGCUAGAUCCGGAAAAUCCGAACGAUAAGAUGGCUAUCGAGGAACAUAACAACAAGAAGGACAAAGUGAUGAUUCUGAAGUCUAUGUUUUUCCAACGUUUGAAGAACUCCUGCGCCAUCUUCCAAGAAGAGGGUCCACAGUGGAUGAUGGAAGAAGGUUGUGAUCCAAAUGUGGAAAACUUGGUGACGGCGAUUUUGUGGUUGUACAGCCCCAUGAAGCUGCAGAAGGACUGUUUGGUGACCCAACGACCUGCCUGCCAGUUUCAUCGGCUGGAUUCAUUUUGGCGCCACGAGGAUAAGGGCUACGUCUUCAAUUCCUUGACAAGGCCGGAGGCCUUCUUUGAGCAGCAACACCCUGCUGACCUCAUGCCAGACAAGACCCGGUUGCCGGAGUGGAGCAUGGCAGUCCUUGAGAACCCGCAGGGGGACCCCUUCGAACUGGAAAACCAUGACGUUGAGGACAUGGCAUCGGCUUCAGUGCCGAAGAAGACGCUGGUGUUACAAAUUCAUGAAGAAGGCAAGUCGAACAGGAAGCGUCAGACCUUGCGGGGCUGGCCGGUGUUGUAUGAGGAUGAAUGGGAAAACAUCGAAAAAAUGCUGAAACUUGGCACGUACGCGGCAUCAAAUGAGAUUGCCUUCUUUCGAAUGGGGGCUCUGGUGGAAGAGCCGCAGAAUCAAGAUGUCGCGAAGCUUGAUGCAGACGCUUUGCAGAAUUUGAUUCAUGAAGAGCACGGUCGCGCUGAAGAAUCAGGGAAACUAUCGGCCACUGUGGACGUCAAUAUCACCAAGAUCACCCCCGAACUGCACAUCCCUGAGCUUUCAUUUCUCGCGCCAAUGCGGAGCGAAAGCAUGGGUGAACUCAGGAAAAGACUGGCUGCCAAGUUCGGAAUUGGCAAGAGCCGCUUGCUCCUUUCUCAGGGAAAGGAUGGACGAAAUCUGCUCGAAGAUGAUGUGCAACUUGAAAGCCUACUGGAGGAUGAGCUGAAACUUGCGACAGCUGGGAACAUCUCCAAGAUCAAGAUCGAGAUUAACUACCUCAAAGGCUUCGAUCAUCCCCACAUCAUGAAGAUCUUGGAGGAGGACUUUGUCGUCCACGGCCCUUUACCGCACUGGCGCUUUUCCACCGCCACUCUUCGGGGCCCUGUGCACCGUGCUGCUGCGGCACGCGCGGCGCUCAUCGAUGUGGCCUCGGGACUGCGACAUUUGCAUCAGAAUGGCUGGGGGCACAUGGAUGUGCAGCCAUGCAACCUGCAGAUCGCUGGCCAGGUGAAAAAGGAUACGCCUGAGUCAGUGGACUUGAAGUUGUGCUUGGUGGAUGCUGGCAGUGCAGGGUUGUUGGGAAGCGAAUUGAGAACUUGGAGCUCCAGAUAUGCCUUAUCGCAGGUGAGAAGUGGCGACACGAAAACCAUGAAAAAGGCUCUUGACUGGUUUGCUCUUGGAAUGACCGUGAAGGAUUUGGCUGAAGGACUUUGGCCCCAAGUCACAGUUGGAGAAGAGACACCUUUGACCUUGGUGGAAGCGAGCGAAAAAACCCAGCUGCACGAGGCGGCUUCAGCAGCUUCAGAUUCGACGUCGACUUUCUCCCUGGUGGCGUUCCCGCAAGGAUCCGUAGAGCGGUUGAGUGAGGUCGACAGUUUUCUGGUCGACGAUGCAGAGCGGAAACUGCAGCCUGGUCUUCAGCUGGAGAACUUUGACACAGUGGUGGACCACGAUAUCAACGCAAGGAGGGAGAGCGUCUUGAAGAAAGUGCGUGAGAAUGGGCGGAUCUUGGAAUCUGUGCCCUCGGUUUUCAAAAGCAUGCAGGAUGUGGUGAUGGCAGCCGUGCAGCAGACUGGUUGGGCGCUGCAGUUUGCCGAUGACGAGCAUCGCGGAAAUCGCGACAUCGUCUUGGCAGCAGUGCGCCGCGACGGGCAAGCCCUAGAGUUUGCAUCCUCGCAGCUGCAAAAAGAUCCAGAGGUAGUACUGGAAGCUGUGAAGAACAGCGGCUGGGCCCUGGAGUUUGCCUCGGACUCCCUGCGCAACGCUCCCGCGGUGGUGGCCGAGGCGGUUCGCUUCAACCCCUGGGCUCUGGAGUUGGCUGAAAAGUUGCAGCAGAACUACGUCCUGACCUGGGACAAGCAACCAACAAAGGGGGUGGAGAGUAAGCUUCCCCUGACCUGGGCUGCAUUGAAGCUGUGAGUCAGAAAACUCAGCAUAAAACUCAUAAAACCUCCAAAAGUGUGGGGUGUUGAAGAGGCUGCGAGAGAGCUCUGUCUUAUCAGAGAUUUAGGAAUCAACUUCAGGUUCGACAUUUUGG